Messenger RNA from Nipponia nippon (crested ibis), 2100 nucleotides. The record is from RefSeq and is a predicted model, not a curated record. Lineage: Eukaryota; Metazoa; Chordata; Aves; Pelecaniformes; Threskiornithidae.
AUGCCGCCGGCCACGCCAGCGGCAGCGGGUUUGGGGCUGGGGGGAUCCCCUCUUGCUGCGGCCUCUCUCCAGCGAGGGAUUCGGCCGGAUCCUCUCCUGGGACCCUCGCUCUGCUCCUGGCAACGCAGCGGAGUGCGCCCCGCGCCGAGGACGCAGAGACCCCGCAGCCACGCUGCCUGCAGGGGCAGAGGGACCGGGCGGGAGCGGGAUGCCGAGCAGAUGGCCGCGGCGGGGCGACAGGAGGGCAGAGCGGGGCUGUCCCCUGUCCCCAGCACCCGGCAGGAUGGCCGGGGCCCCGCGGUGACCAGCCCAGGGACAGCCGCGGGGCCCUCGGAGGUCCCUCGCCAACCCCCCGGCCACGGCCGGACCAUCCGGCAGAGCGGAGCCACCGCCCGCCGCAUUCCCACCGGCUCCCACCAGCGCCGGCUGCGGGAUCCGCCAUCGGCAAACUCGGCCCCAAGUCAAACCAGGGGAGAAGAGAAGCCCCCUCCUCCAGAGCCGCCGGCUCCACUGAACGCGCGAUCACGCCGCUCAGGAUGUCACGGCGCGGGUGCCAGGCGAUUCCCAGAGAAGCGGGCCCCGACGGCCGUCCCUGAGGAGCUGUGCCGACGCGGAUGCGAGGGAAGAAGUAAUUUAGGAAACGGCCUUGCCAACAUCCGAGCCGAUUUAUUAACCCGGGUCCUGCUGCUGGGGCCUGCCCCAGUCCUGUCCUUCCCCCGCGAGCUGCACCCCCGGUCCCGCGCUUUGGGGCGCCCAUCCCUGCCGGAGCCUCGAGCAUCCCCGUCCCGACACGAGGGGCUCGGCGAUUCCCCGGACACCGGAACCCCACGGCGGCACCGGAGAGGGGGAGCCGGGAGGGGACGGACACCGGAACCCACGGCCGGCACGGGGGAGGUGGAGCCGGGAGGGGGCGAUGGCAGGACGGGCUGCCACGUGGCUGGGGCGCUGGAGGUGUACCGGCUGGUCGCGCUGGGGGUGUCCCUCUGGAGCCAGCUUGCCGUCCCGCUCCUCUUCCUCGUCUUCUGGCUGGUGCUCUUCUCCCUCCGGCUCUCCUCCUUCCUCGCCUCCUCCGGCAGCCCCCUGGCCCAACAGGGCCUCCUCUUCCUCCUCCUCAGCAGCGCGGCCGAGUGCUGCAGCACGCCCUACUCCCUGGUCGGCCUCACCUUCACCGUCUCCUACCUCGCUCUGGGCGUCCUCAACCUCUGCAAGUUUUACCUGCUGGGCUUCGGCGCCUUCCAGAACGGCAACGUCAUGCACAGGGGGGUGACGGAGGGUGUGACGCUGCUGCUGCUGGCGCUGCAGACGGGGCUGCUCGACCUGCAGAUCCUCCAGCGGACCUUCCUCCUCAGCAUCAUCCUCUUCAUCGUGGUGACCUCCACGCUGCAGUCCAUGAUUGAGAUAGCUGAUCCCAUCGUGCUGGCAUUGGGGGCUUCCCGCAACAGGAGCCCCUGGAAGCAUUUCCGUGGCGUCAGCAUGUGCCUCUUCUUGCUGGUUUUCCCUUGCUUCAUGGCCUACAAGAUCGCCCACUUCUUCCACCUGGAUUUCUGGCUGCUGAUCCUGGUCUCCAGCUGCAUGCUCACCUCUCUGCAGGUGAUGGGCACCCUCUUCAUCUACGCCCUCUUCAUGGUGGAGCUGCUCCAGGACACGCCGCUGGAGCGGAUGGAUGAGAUCAUCUACUGCGUGAACGCGGUGAGCCGGGUGCUGGAGUUCCUGGUGGCUGUCUGCGUGGUGGGCUACGGCACCUGGGAGUCCCUCUUCGGGGAGUGGAGCUGGAUGGGCGCCUCCGUCAUCAUCAUCCACUCCUACUUCAACGUCUGGCUGCGCGCUCAGUCGGGCUGGAGGAGCUUUCUGCUGCGCCGCGAGGCCGCCAAGAAGAUCAACUCCCUGCCCCGGGCCACGGGCGGGCAGCUGCGGGACCACAACGACGUCUGUGCCAUCUGCUUCCAGGACAUGCAGGUGGCCGUCGUCACCCCCUGCAGUCACUUCUUCCAUGCCACCUGCCUCCGCAAGUGGCUCUACGUGCAGGACACGUGCCCCAUGUGCCACCAGCAAGUCAGACCGGAGCCGUCGUGGCCCCAGCCCUCGGGAGGCUCUGGGUGA